This is a messenger RNA of Centrocercus urophasianus (Greater sage-grouse), 1011 nucleotides long. RefSeq names its product mitochondrial ribosomal protein S22 (gene MRPS22). Gene Ontology annotation, cellular component: mitochondrial small ribosomal subunit. The record is from RefSeq and is a predicted model, not a curated record. Bases 153 to 989 code for a protein of 278 amino acids. The transcript has 7 exons. NCBI's taxonomy places the organism in Eukaryota, Metazoa, Chordata, Aves, Galliformes, Phasianidae. Gene Ontology annotation, molecular function: structural constituent of ribosome.
AGGAAGAGGGAAGCGGGCCGGGGGCGGUCACAGAGGGCGGGUAUACGGCCGUCCCCGCGCGGCCCUUUCAUUGCGUGUAAAAUCCUCCGGCAGAAAAAAGGGAGGCGAAGCCUGCUUUUACGGAUGAAGCGGUUCAGGAUUUGCUGUACAGGAUGACGGGGCUGAACCUGCAGAAGGUUUUCCGUCCGGUUCGGCAGGAGCUGAAGCCGCCCAAGUACCGGCUGCUGACAGAGGCUCAGCUGCAGGAGGCCACGAGAAAAGCCAUUGAGGAGGCCAAAGAAAAGCUGAGAAUGCCGCCAGUGCUGGACGAACGAGAGCCCAUUGAUGAUGUGUUAGCAGACGACAAAGUCCUCGAGGGAACUGAAACUGCGAAAUACGUGUUUACAGAUUUAACUUAUGCCACUCCGCAUCGUGAACGUUUCAUUGUCGUUAGAGAACCAAACGGUGUAUUACGUAAGGCAACCUGGGAAGAGCGAGACCGCAUGAUACAGAUCUUCUUCCCCAAAGAAGGGCGCAGAGUUACUCCCCCAGUGUUAUUUAAGGACGAACACCUCGGGACUGUGUUUCAGCAAGACCGUCAUGAAGAUAUCCUUAACAUGUGCAUUGCUCAGUUUGAGCCAGAUUCAGCUGACUAUAUCAGAGUUCAUCAUCGAACAUAUGAUGACAUUGAGAAACAUGCGAAAUACGAUCUGCUCCGCUCAACAAGGCACUUUGGAGGCAUGGUGUGGUACCUGGUAAACAGAAAGAAAACGGAUGGCUUGCUGAUAGAUAUGAUCAACAGAGACUUGCUGGAUGAUGCCACAAGUUUAAUCACACUGUAUCACAUGCUUCAUCCAGAAUGUCAGUCAGCAAAAGAAGCCAAAGAAGGGAAACUUCAUGGAAUUGAUCUGAUCAAGGUCUUUGUGAAAACUGAAUCACAGAAAGAAGGCUAUAUACAAUUGGCCCUCCAGGCAUACCAAGAAGCAAUGGCUACGUCUACAGCUUCAUGAAAUAAACAAUUCUUUAUCAUUA